UCUCGUUCUUCCUACCCUCUUCGAAUCUACAUUACACAUUACCAAAUCUCGUCACCGAAAACCCCUCUCCGCUCAAUAAUUUCCUAAUUCUCAAUCUCGGUCGAUUGAAAUUCAUCGUCUGAUAAUCAAUUUCAUUGCAUUUCUCAAUCAGGAAGACAGAGAUGCGUUAAUUGUGUAUGGAUACGUCGUUUACAUAGCUUCUCUACUGAUACAGACUUCAUUUGCGUAUCGGUCUCUACGGCCGCUGUAAUUUAUGCUUUUGUCAAUUGAUCUGGAUGCUUGGAGGGGAUCUGGCUCCGGGAGAGGAGGACUUUUUGGACAAGGAAUCGAGAUUAGGAGACAGAAUGCCCGGGAUAGCGCAGAAGAUUAAUGUUUGCGGCGAUUCUAAUCCGACUGCUUAUCACAAUUCAGUGGUAGGGAAUGGUCACUCCUUUAAUGGAUCGUCGGUCUCCGCCAAUGGAUUCUGGUCCCAGCAUCGUGAUGAUAUUAGCUACAAUCAGCUGCAAAAAUUUUGGUCUGCGCUGUCAACACAAGCUCGGCAUAAACUUAUGAGGAUUGACAAACAGACAAUAUUUGAGCAUGCUCGUAAAAACAUGUACUGCCCUAGAUGCAACGGGUUGCUUCUUGAAGUUUCUUUACAGAUUGUUAUGUAUGGAAAGUCUCUGCAGCAAGAUGUAACGCGCCAUUACAAUGGGCGAGCCACAAACAAUCAGAACUGUGGCAACUUGUGUAUUGACAAUGAGUGCCAAGAUAACAUGAUAGAUCCGUCUAUACAUCCGUGGGGUGGAUUAACCACUGCCAGGGAAGGUACUUUGACGCUGUUGGACUGUUACCUUCACUCAAAGUCUUUGAAGGGUCUCCAAAAUGUAUUUGAUAGUGCACGUGCAAGGGAAAGAGAACGUAAUUUGCUCUAUCCUGAUGCAUGCGGAGGAGGUUUCCGGAGAUGGAUAAGCCAAGGAAUGACAGGAUAUGGUAGAGGGCAUGGAACAAGAGAAACUUGUGCUCUUCACACUGCUAGGUUAUCAGUAGUGACAUUGGUCGACUUUUGGUCAGCCCUGGGAGAGGAGACUCAGCAAUCUCUUCUAAGGAUGAAAGAAGAGGACUUUCUUGAAAGACUCAUGUAUAGGUUUGACAGCAAAAGGUUUUGUAGAGAUUGUCGAAGAAAUGUGAUAUGCGAAUUUAAGGAGCUGAAAGAGCUGAAGCGUAUGAGAAAGGAUCCUCGCUGUACCAGCUGGUUUUGUGUAGCUGAUUCCAUCUUCCAAUGCGAGGUUUCUCAUGAUACAGUUCGAGUUGAUUGGCAUCAAACAUUUUUAGAUGCUUGUGGAACGUAUCAACACUUUGAAUGGGCUGUUGGAACUGGUGAAGGAAAAUCUGACAUCUUGGAUUUUAAAAAUGUUGGGCUGAAUGUAAGGGAUCAAGUGAAUGGUCUUGAUCUAAGUGGUCUGGGUGCUUGCUACAUAACUCUGAGGGCUUGGAAAAUGGAUGGGCGAUACAAUGAACUGUGUGUGAAAGCUCAUGCAUUGCGAGGGCAACUAUGUGUUCAUUGCAAACUAGCUGUUGGUGAUGGAUAUGUAACAAUUAUAAUAGAGGAAGAUAUCAGAAGAUUCCUUGAGCAUGCAGAGGAUGCCGAGGAAGAAGAGGAUGAUGAAUCCAUGGAUACAGAUGGAAAUGAGUUUGAUGGCGAGUGCUCUCGUCCCCAGAAACAUGCAAAGAGUCCUGAACUUGCUCGAGAAUUUCUCCUAGAUGCUGCAAUUGUCAUCUUCAAGGAACAGGUUGAGAAGGCUUUUAGGGAGGGAACUGCCCGACAAAAUGCACGCAGUAUUUUUGUCUGUCUUGCUUUGAAAUUGCUGGAAGAACGCGUGCAUGUGGCGUGCAAAGAAAUCAUCACAUUAGAAAAACAGAUGAAACUACUUGAAGAAGAAGAAAAGGAGAAGCGUGAAGAUGAAGAGCGCAGGGAGCGUAGGAGAACAAAAGAAAGGGGAAAAAAGCUGCGCAGGAAAGAAAGGUUAAGGGAGAAAGAAAACAGAUGUACUGAAUCGAAUACAAAUGCUGUGGUUCUUGAUACUCGAGAUGAGGCAGAAUUUUGCGCUGAUGAGAGUGUUAAUAGUGGGAGCACCGAUGAUUGUGAGAUGGAAACAGGGGCAGAUACCCCCCAACCCAGUCCUUUGUCCCAAGAUAUUCAAGAUGGCCAAUUUUUGAUGGGUUACAGUUCUCCAAAUAUGGAAAAUCGCCAUGAAGACAUUUUGGAAGAGGAAUCAGGCAACACCAGAGAUUUAAACAACUCUUUUCCUUAUAAUCACUAUAGGUAUUCUCGCAGGACACCUAGGUUACAUAAAGAUAUCGAGCAGGAUUUCACCUCAAAGUGGUCCGAUAGGAGAAAGGGUGCAGCAAUAUCAGAGAGUGAAGUCACUACUGGCAAGUAUGAAUCAAGAUUUCAUGCUAAUCGCUUUGAAUCUACAAGGACCAAUCAUUGCUUCAAUAAGCCGUUAAGAACGAAUGCUGCAAAGUUCAACCCAAGAAAUGGUCCAAAGUUGAGUGAAAAACAUCAGUGUACCAAUAACAGAGAAGGUGGCAGAUGCGAUUACCAAGAUUGUAGUUGUAACCAUCCUAACGACUAUCGAGCAAGGCAUGAGUCACAUAUGUUAAGAUCAACUGGAGAGCCUAAAUAUGUGAAGAACUUGGAGUCAUCAUUUGAUAUUUCAAAAUCAUAUUAUCGAGAGGACUGCACUCAAGCUGAGUGUGCACGUGAGUUUAAUGGGCGAGUUAAGUCCAACGCCAACUGUGGUAACUUACCUGUUAGAAAGAAAGUCUGGGAACCUUCCAAUUCACAAAAAAAACGUGCUCAAAGCAACUCAGGAACUGAUGUUGCCUUUAAGCCCAAAGUUGAAACUACUGAGUCUGAUCGAGUUCCUGAAUCAUCUGGUACUGCUAUUUCUGGUGAAUCAACAAUUUUUUCAAUCGAAACUAAUAGCGAGGACAAUGAACUGGGGGACUUGGCAAAGUCUGGAAAUGGUACUUGCAGAGACAGGGAUAAUGGAUAUCGUUCAAUUGAAAAGGCAGAGAAUUACAUAAAGGUGGAAGAAGCAGAGGAUGGCGAAUUAAGUUUCAUGGCUAAAACUCCACUCAGGACAGUAGGGUCAUUGCUAAGCAGAUCUUCCAACUCUGACAGCUGCUCUUCAUGCCUAAGUGAAGGUGACUCCUCAAACUGCCAAAAUCUGGAAUCAACGUCCACAUCAGAUUCAAAAGAGUCUAGCCAAACCUCUGAGGGAAGAGAUAUGUUGCAUUGUCUUGAAAGUAGUUUUUGCGAGUGUCACAAAGUUGUGGAUGAUCGAAUGACAACAAGAGCAAACAGCCAGGAACUAGCUUCAUUGAGCAGUUUGCCUGCAGAAGCAGCCACAUAUUGUGAGAAUGUGAAAGCAAAUGCAGGUAUAGAUAUUCAGUCUCAAAGUGUGCUUCCCACUAUGAUGCAGAAUCAGAGCAUACAGUAUCUCACCUAUCAGGCCACAACAAUGGCUUAUUACCAUCAAGCUCCGGUUUCAUGGCCAGCCGGUCCUACUAAUGGAUUUACGUCCUUUCACUACCCCAACCAUUACUUAUAUGCCAAUGGGUUCGGAUAUGAAUUGAAGACAAAUGCACAGUUGAUGCAGUAUGGGGGCUUACAGCAUCUCCCUCCACCACUGAUCACUCAUGUUCAUAUGCCUCUCUUCCCCAGUGCAGCUAAUGUAGUCAGUUCAAAGGAUCACAGUACAGAUUCAACAGUUGCAGAGGAUAGCAAGUGUGAGAAGGGGAAUGAUGAUUUCUCUCUCUUCCAUUUUGGUGGCCCUGUAGGAUUCAAACCUGGGGAAGCUGUCACUUUGGAAGGAGGACAAGGGUGUGAUUUGUCGGAAAAGAGUCCUCAUUCCUGCAAUACAAAAGAGUCCAUAGAAGAAUACAAUUUGUUUGCUGCCAGUAAUGGCAUAAAGUUUCCUAUUUUUUAAUUUGUUGUGGUUUUGUGAUACAAGGAAACCUGAGUGGGUGAUGGAGGUUUGAGUUUUGAGUGCUGUGUAAACAAUAAUCCUUCCCUGCAAAAUUUUAGGGUUUUUUUAUUACAUUAUACAUUGAUUGUUUUUA
Salvia splendens (bonfire salvia) is the source of this 4110-nucleotide messenger RNA. RefSeq lists its product as uncharacterized. The transcript has 8 exons. The record is from RefSeq and is a predicted model, not a curated record. Bases 276 to 3977 code for a protein of 1233 amino acids. NCBI's taxonomy places the organism in Eukaryota, Viridiplantae, Streptophyta, Magnoliopsida, Lamiales, Lamiaceae.